CUCGUAUUUCCAAAUGGGGACACACACACACACACACACACACACACACACACACACACACACACACCCUUCCCUUCACCGGCAGCCAGUAGUACACAAGAGUGUUCACGAACAAGUUUUCUGAAUCCGGAUUGGACGUGGUCUGGAACUGGGACUUUGUUCAAACCGGACCAAGCUGAAGACAGACGAUGAAUACCUGGAGGGAAAAGAGCGGUGGUGGGUUCUGGAUCCCAAAUGCUGGAGGCGGAGCUGCUUUGUUGUUCGACCAAAUAGCCCCGUUGACCAGCUGUCCCAUCAUCAGUGCGUACUCCAACCUCGAAGGGCUUGCUGCCAAGUGUGUCUAACCAUCCCCCCGGUCAAUUUGUUUGCUUGAUCCCAGACGUGCGCGCGUGCGUUUGAUGAGAUAGCCUUCCGUGUCUCUCGACCAUCCUUUUGCAACCCCGGAAACUAUCUCACUUUACGGAGUACCUUACACGUGUACAUCAUAUCACACGGCGUGGUCUAGGAUUAUCUCUAAAAUACAAAGAGAGCCAAAAUCAGAGGCAGUUCGACCUUAUCUUUCGGGGCAUGCAUGGGGUUGAAGUUUGAACGGAGGGGCGUGUGCGUCUAUCUUGUCCAUCUUUCCUACUCGGGAUCUCGAGUGAAGAAGAGUAGGUAUGAGAGGCAGAUGAAUGAGUGAGAGGCAGAUGAAUGAGUGAGAGACAGAU
Molecule: messenger RNA, 707 nt
Organism: Colletotrichum godetiae
Lineage: Eukaryota; Fungi; Ascomycota; Sordariomycetes; Glomerellales; Glomerellaceae
Exons: 1
Source: RefSeq, a predicted model, not a curated record